UAACUGAUUGUUAUUCUUUUGAUCCUGACAAUAGUACCAUUAACAAUGGUACUCUAAUUGUAAAAAUUACUCUUCGAUCCCAUAUGCUAUGGACUAGUCGAGUUAUUUUAAAAUAUGAAAGUGGACAGGAAUUUUUGAGUCAAGACGUUCACAUUAGUACACAUGAUAUUCAAGAUGCUGAGAUAGCAUCAAUGUUUGACAACCAAGUGUGCUUUCAGCUUCAAUUUAUUAAUGGCAGUAUGACUAAUGAAACACACUUUCAAUUUGUAUCUAUUAAUGAUAUUUCACUUAAUUUUACUAAACCACAAUAUAACAGACUGAAUUUUUCUUACUGUGUUACAUUACCUGCUAACAACUGGACAUUAUAUGUUUGUGAUGUGCCACCCUGUGUACUUAAUCCUGCAGUUACAAUCACAAAUAUUAGUAUUGAAGAACAAGACAACUUAACAUCUAUAAUUUCUAAUACUGUGUCUGUUACAGUUGGACCAACAUUUAAUUCUGGUGGUCACACUGAACUAGAUCUUGGCUUUAUUAUUGGAAUUGUUGUAACAAUUACAUUAACAUUGUUGCUAUUGACUUUCUCUUGCUGUAUUGUAUUGACAUUGAUAUUAAUAAAACAAAAAAAGAACCGAACUAAAUUAAAUGAUACAAAUAACAGUCAAGCAUAUAUGGUAUCUCAUGAGCUGGAUCAAACACCAUACAAUCAAGUUCACGUCAAUGAAAGUGAGCAGUCUACUGAGACAGAGAUGGUUGGCAAUUCAGUUGCACUGAAAUAUAUUGAUGUGGAGCCAGACCCCAAUGCUCCACCUGUCCCUCCACCAUUUGACCCUGUUAGAACUGCAUAUACUGAAAUAAGACCAGACAAUGGAAUAUACAACAAAUUACAUCAUGAUUUCAGUCAUAAGCUGCAAGUUCAAGAUGAUAACAUUGGAAUUUACUCUAGAAUGAACCAAUUCACUGAAGGUGUAUAUGAUAAAUGCCAGCAUAAUGGUAACGACAACAUAAAACCAGCGAGGCCAAUAGCAACUCAAGCACAGUAUUCCACAGUCAAUGUAAAGCAAGCCACUAAGGGCCAAAUACAUGUAUUAGGGCAGUACUCAUUGGUGUCUGUAGAUGAGAUUAUGACUGGAAUUAGUGAUCCUAUUUCAGAGCUACAAGUUACAGAAAGCCUCCCCAGUCAAACAAGCACUGAAAUCUCUCUUGUUAAAAAAGAUUUAACACAUAAAGACCUGUCUAUUUAUGUCAUUCCUUAUCUCACUGAAAAGUGGCGUGAAGUGGGACUGGCAUUAGCACUAACUCCUCCCCAACUUGACGAUAUAGAGGAGAACAGUCAAGGAAUAAGUGACGUGUUUCAAUUGUGGGAGGAUCUUGCUACACGUCCAUUCACAUGGGAGACUUUAUUGAAUGCACUCAGAUCUUCAAUUGUCAAUGAAUUUAACUUAGCAAAUCAACUAGAGCACACACUUUAAAUAAAUUUCUUUGAGUGUUUUUAUUCAUCAAUGCUACAUUGGUUUUAAUAUCAA
Amphimedon queenslandica is the source of this 1523-nucleotide messenger RNA. RefSeq lists its product as uncharacterized. Gene Ontology annotation, molecular function: protein binding. Lineage: Eukaryota; Metazoa; Porifera; Demospongiae; Haplosclerida; Niphatidae. The transcript is spliced from 8 exons. Gene Ontology annotation, biological process: signal transduction. The record is from RefSeq and is a predicted model, not a curated record. The coding region runs from base 84 to 1469 and encodes 461 amino acids.